GAAGUAGCCCGUUCCCUUUGGCGCGUCGACCUCCUUUUUCUUCCGGUCGACUUGUUUGGGCGCCCCAAGUCUCCGUUAGGAUUUGGAAGUCUUUAGCUGGGAGCUUGCUGGCCCCAGAGGGCAAAGACGAGCCCCGAGGGAUUGGAUUCGGUCAACAACUUUUUAGCCAGCCCGCUAUAUCCCAAGUUCGCACCGUCUUAGGCGCCGGAGGUUCGCAGAAAGGCGAAGAAUAGGAUCGCAAAAACUCAUCCCCUUCCUACCUGUGAUUUUUACAUCUACCUGACGCUGUACCUGGAAUCCGGAGCCGCCAGACUUUCUUUUGGACUUCCAGAAAUCCCCAAGUUGGAGAAUGUCUGUGACAUUGCACACAGAUGUAGGUGAUAUUAAAAUAGAAGUCUUCUGUGAGCGGACACCCAAGUCAUGUGAAAACUUCUUGGCUCUUUGUGCUAGUAAUUACUACAAUGGGUGUAUAUUUCACAGAAAUAUCAAGGGCUUCAUGAUACAAACAGGAGAUCCAACAGGUUCUGGGAAAGGAGGCAACAGUAUCUGGGGCAGGAAAUUUGAAGAUGAAUACAGUGAAUACCUUAAGCACAGUGUUCGAGGAGUUGUAUCCAUGGCUAAUAAUGGCCCAAACACCAAUGGAUCACAGUUCUUUAUUACUUAUGGCAAGCAGCCUCAUUUGGACAUGAAGUAUACAGUAUUUGGAAAGGUAAUAGAUGGCCUAGAAACUUUGGAUGAACUAGAGAAGCUGCCAGUAAAUGAAAAGACUUUUCGGCCUCUUAAUGAUGUACACAUUAAGGAUAUUACCAUUCAUGCCAAUCCAUUUGCUCCGUAACUGCAAUGUAUUGGAUAAAGAUUUGUCAAGCUCAAUAUAGCAAACACUUCACUCUUGUGCACUUCUUCAUCGUGCCACAAGCUACAUCUUUCUAUUAAUUUACUCAGAACUGAGACUGUGGGCCUUUCAAAAGCCUGUCCACUAUGAAAUAAUCGAAAGAAAACAAGCCAAACCAGAACAGUACAACACAUCCAGCAAAUAUUUAUGAGAACAGUCAUACAUAAUUGCUUCCUCCAUGAAAGCAGGUAAAAGAAAAAAGUUUUCAGAAGUGAUAUACUACAGACAAUAAUAUCUAUCUUCAUGGUCAUAACAGUGUGAUAUUAGAUUUGUUACUUUUUUUAAAAAAUGAAAUAAAACAAUGUGUAUAACUUGGAAAUG
This is a messenger RNA of Sarcophilus harrisii (Tasmanian devil), 1213 nucleotides long. It is a transcript of the gene PPIL3, whose product is annotated as peptidylprolyl isomerase like 3. The record is from RefSeq and is a predicted model, not a curated record. Lineage: Eukaryota; Metazoa; Chordata; Mammalia; Dasyuromorphia; Dasyuridae. The transcript has 8 exons. Gene Ontology annotation, molecular function: peptidyl-prolyl cis-trans isomerase activity. The coding region runs from base 350 to 835 and encodes 161 amino acids. Gene Ontology annotation, cellular component: catalytic step 2 spliceosome. Gene Ontology annotation, biological process: protein folding; protein peptidyl-prolyl isomerization.